Molecule: messenger RNA, 539 nt
Organism: Microtus oregoni (creeping vole)
Lineage: Eukaryota; Metazoa; Chordata; Mammalia; Rodentia; Cricetidae
Gene: Psmg4
Product: proteasome assembly chaperone 4
Exons: 3
Coding region: 99-470 (123 amino acids)
Biological process (GO): proteasome assembly
Source: RefSeq, a predicted model, not a curated record
GUGAAAGCGCUUCGGGCCUCUCGGCGCUCGCUCUCUCUGGUCUGGCCGCCCGCGCCUGGCUGGGGUCCGUGCUGCGGCUCGAGUGGCGGGCGGGCGGGAUGGCAGAGCCGCAGGGCGCCGCGAGCGGGGACGUGUCGCUUCACAACUUCAGCGCAAGGCUCUGGGAGCAGCUCGUCCACUUCCACGUCAUGCGGCUGACAGACUCGCUUUUCCUGUGGGUGGGAGCAACGCCGCAUCUACGCAACCUCGCAGUGGCCAUGUGCAGCCGCUACGACCCCAUCCCUGUGUGCACCUCCCUUUUUGGAGACACGUCUGACACGACCUCCUCUGGCCUUGCCCAGCGCUUAGCCAGGAAGACCAGUAAACAGGUGUUUGUCAGCUACAACCUCUCCAACACAGACAGCAACUUCACGUUACUCGUAGAAAACAGGAUCAAGGAAGAGAUGGAGACGUUUCCCGAGAAGUUCUGAGUGGCAGAGGGAAGAGUGUGUAUCUCGUGUAUAAAUUACAUUUCAAUAAACAGGUUGGGUUUUGUCUCA